AUGAUGAAGGAAUUUGAUAUGUCAGACCUGGGUAAGAUGAGGUAUUUUCUUGGUAUUGAGGUAGUUCAGUUUGAUGGUGGUAUAUUCAUCAGUCAAACAAAGUAUGUGACAGAAGUGUUGAGAAGGUUUGGAAUAGAGAAUAGCAACUUCGUGGAAAAUCCAAUGGUUCCAGGAUUUAAAAUCUCCAAAGAUGAAAAUGGUGUUGAGAUGGAUGGCUCAUUUUUCAAGCAGCUGAUUGGAAGCUUGAUGUACUUGACUGCUACGAGGCCGGACAUAAUGUAUGCAGUUAGCUUAUUGAGCAGAUAUAUGUCAAGACCUACAGAAGUUCAUUAUUCAGCGGCGAAGAGAAUUCUACGCUACUUGCAAGGUACAACAAAGUUUGGUAUUCUUUACAAAAGGGAAGGAAAUUUGGAAUUGAUUGGCUUUACUGAUAGUGAUUAUGCUGGAUCAGUGGAGGAUAAAAGAAGUACUUCAGGUAAUGUUUUUAUGCUAAGUGGAGCUGCGGUAGCUUAG
This is a messenger RNA of Lotus japonicus, 513 nucleotides long. RefSeq lists its product as uncharacterized. The transcript has a single exon. The coding region runs from base 1 to 513 and encodes 170 amino acids. The record is from RefSeq and is a predicted model, not a curated record. Lineage: Eukaryota; Viridiplantae; Streptophyta; Magnoliopsida; Fabales; Fabaceae.